AACUGCUCAUUACUUACUUAUAGCUUAUUUCAUUUUCACUUUUUUUUUGUUACUUUUUACUACUGUUCUAUUUACUCUCCUCUCAUCUAUUUUCCAUUUUUAUUCUAUUCUGCUUCAUUUUUCCAUUUCAAAAACACUAGUUAGUUCAAGUUCCGGCGACGUAACUGUCAUCGGAGAUGAUAACAGAAAACUCCGGCAAACACUAUCCUCCCCCACUCGCCUCUCACAACGACGUCGUUAACGAUGCUACUCUCUUCUGGGACACUCUUCGUCGCUUUCACUUUCUCAUGGCUACAAAAUUCAUGAUUCCUGUGAUUGGAGGUAAGGAACUGGAUUUGCACGUUCUCUACGUGGAGGUUACAGCCAGAAGCGGUUAUGAGAAAGUUGUUGCUGAGAAAAAAUGGAGAGAAGUAGGUACUGUGUUUAGAUUCUCGUCUACCACUACGAGUGCUUCUUUUGUGCUUAGAAAACACUAUUUGAAUCUUCUUUACCAUUACGAACAAGUUCAUUUCUUCAAACUUCAAGGUCCUGUUUGCACUCCAUCACCUGAUGUAUUUUCUGGAAACAGUCCUUCUUGGAAACCUGAAUUAGCUAUUGUUCAGUAUUCACCUAAGAUGGUAAACAAUGGUUCUGAAUCUCAUGAAGAAGUGGAUGAAGAUAGUUCCUGUGUUUUGGGAAAAGGAACAAUAGAAGGGAAAUUUGAUUGUGGUUAUAUAGUAUCAGUGAAAUUGGGUUCGGAGGUUCUGAGAGGUGUGCUUUAUCACCCAGAACAAGUGGUUUCUCCUACUCCUUCACAACAUGGCAGUGCCACUGCCAUUGUACCAUUCAAUCACAAACCCUAUGGCUCUGGUAGGAGGAAGAGAAGAAGGAAAAGAAAGUGGGACCCUAACUAUCCAAAGCCAAACAGAAGUGGCUAUAACUUCUUCUUUGCUGAAGAGCAUUACAAACUCAAACAACUCUACCCAAAGAGAGAAAGGGAGUUUACUAAAAUGAUUGGUCAGUCAUGGAAUUGUCUCAGUCCUGAAGAAAGAAUGAUUUACCAAAACAUUGGCUUAAGAGAUAAAGAAAGGUACAAAAGAGAGUUGACAGAGUACAAAGAGAAAAUGAAGGAUAGACAGACAGAAGAAUUUGGAAAUUCAAAAUAAUCGGUUGACUUUUUAAAGUGCAUAUUGUUGUUUGUGGAUAAUGAAAAGAAAUAGUUCCAUGUGUCAGAUCCUUUUGUUUUGUUUAACCUAUCUAUCUAGUAUGUUUCUACUUGGUCCACACAAUGUCUCAAAUUUUAUUUCAACAGGUUUAAGAACUGGUAUUUUAUGCGUAGACAUG
Messenger RNA from Vicia villosa (hairy vetch), 1323 nucleotides. Its product is annotated as high mobility group B protein 9-like. The transcript is spliced from 5 exons. Lineage: Eukaryota; Viridiplantae; Streptophyta; Magnoliopsida; Fabales; Fabaceae. The record is from RefSeq and is a predicted model, not a curated record. The coding region runs from base 177 to 1145 and encodes 322 amino acids. Gene Ontology annotation, molecular function: DNA binding.